UUAACCUUUUUUGAAGGACGCAGCAGCUGUAUUUAUUGACGUAUGCAAAUUAAUUCAGGGGUGGUUCUCGUGAGAAAAAAACAGGAACAAGAAUCAGUUUCACAUUGUAGUUCGGAGUUGCUGGGUGAAGGAAAGGAAAACGAUACGUGGCGAAUAUUGGUGAAUGUCGGUGUCCUCCACGUGUAUUUCCCGCAUAGCCUACAUCUGAGUGGAGCGCUGGCGUCCGAAAGGCUCAGCAAACCAUGCAGGAUGAUUUACUGAUGGACAAAAACAAAGCCCAACCUCAUCAGCAGCAAGAUCCAACCGUAGAACCUCCCUCCACUCCGACCCCCUCGGAACCCCCUACAUCAGAGGAGAGCCCAUCAAGUGUGAGCAACCAAGCAUCUUCAGCUCUCAACAAAGAGAAAGUGCUGAUGGAGUCUCCGAUCCUGCCGGGUUUAAAUUUUCAUCAGCCGCAGGAAACCGGUGGCACCCUGUCCCCCUCAUUUGGUAGCACUUGGUCCACUGGAACCACAAACACCGUGGACGACAAUUUUUUUCAAGGAAUACCUUCGGUGAACGGAACAAUGCUUUUCCAGAACUUCCCCCAUCACGUCAAUCCGGUAUUUGGAGGCAAUUUCUCACCUCAGCUUGGCUUGGCACAGUCUCAGCAGCAAGCCCAGCAACAGCAGCAGCCUCCGCCGCAGCAACGGAGAUCCCCUGUUAGCCCCAACCAAGGUCCUUUUCCACAAAGAAACACAUACAGUCACCAGUCUGUCAUGAAUAGCAAGGCUUCUUCACCUGCCUCAUCUUCGGGUUGGAAUAAUCACCAAAAUGCCGCUUGGAGCACAGCCUCCAAUCCUUGGAGCGGUCUCCAGGCAGGCAGGGACCCGCGGAGAGCUGUGGGAGUCGGGGUUGGCGUGGGGGUCGGUGUAGGGGUGCCGUCUUCCAUGAACCCCAUCUCCCCGAUGAAAAAGCCAUAUUCCAGCAAUGUUAUAGCACCCCCAAAAUUCCCGAGAGCUGGUCCCCUCACCCCGAAAUCUUGGAUGGAGGACAACGCCUUUAGGACGGACAACAGCAACAAUAUGUUGCCUUUUCAGGACCGGAAUCGGCCCUUUGAUGCAUUUAGCUUGCACUCUUUGGAGAAUUCCUUAAUGGAUAUGAUAAGGACUGACCAUGACAAAGGUAAACCACACCCAGCUGGUGGCCCACCAAUGACUAUCGCUGAUAUUAUAUGGAGGAAUCAUUUUGCAGGACGCAUGGGUCUGAACUUUCACCACCCCGGAGCAGAUCACAUCAUGCCAUUGAACACCAGGAGCUAUGGCCGCAGAAGAGGUCGCUCUUCACUCUUUCCGUUCGAGGACGGUUUCCUGGACGACGGGCACGGUGACCCCUCUCUGACCCCGGGGUUGAACUCGCCCACGCGCUGUCAAAACGGAGAGAGGAUGGAGCGCUACUCCAGGAAGGUGUUCGUCGGAGGCCUCCCCCCUGACAUAGAUGAAGACGAGAUCACCAACAGCUUCCGUCGCUAUGGACACCUGGUGGUGGAUUGGCCCCACAAAGCCGAGAGCAAGUCCUACUUUCCACCUAAAGGCUAUGCCUUCUUGCUGUUCCAAGAGGAGACCUCUGUCCAGGCCCUGAUUGACGCCUGCAUCGAGGAGGACGGGAAGCUUUACCUUUGUGUCUCCAGCCCCACUAUCAAGGACAAACCAGUCCAAAUCCGCCCCUGGAACCUGAGUGACAGUGACUUUGUGAUGGAUGGCUCCCAACCGCUGGACCCCCGCAAGACUAUAUUUGUGGGGGGUGUGCCCCGGCCUCUACGCGCAGUGGAACUAGCUAUGAUCAUGGACAGGCUGUAUGGGGGUGUGUGCUAUGCCGGCAUUGACACUGACCCGGAGCUCAAGUACCCCAAGGGGGCGGGCCGUGUGGCCUUCUCCAAUCAGCAGAGCUACAUCGCCGCCAUCAGCGCCCGAUUUGUUCAGUUGCAGCACAACGACAUUGACAAACGGGUGGAGGUGAAGCCGUACGUCUUGGACGAUCAGAUGUGUGACGAGUGCCAGGGGGCGCGCUGUGGGGGGAAGUUUGCCCCCUUCUUCUGUGCCAACGUCACCUGCCUGCAGUACUACUGUGAGUACUGCUGGGCCAGUAUCCACUCCCGGGCGGGCCGAGAGUUCCACAAGCCACUGGUGAAGGAGGGGGGCGACCGCCCUCGACACGUGUCCUUCCGCUGGAGCUGAGGGGGUCGAGAUAAGCCCUGCCCCGCGGCCCCACCCCCAACACCCCCUCAACCCCCUUAACCGGGACAGCGCUACACCCCCCCCUCACCCUGCUCUGCACCCCCUCCCCAGCACCUCAACAUCAGUGAAGAGGAUAACUACAAAUACAUGGGUCUUUCUUUUUCAAACUACACCGCUUGAUUACGAACUCAUUGUCCAGUGUACCCUUAUGAUGACAAUAGGGUGAAGAGAAAAAAAUGAAUCGCAAAAGUCUAUCUGCUUAGAAUUUGCACUUUGGCUCAAAACUCACUAAACACACAUGGGAUGUUAGCAAAAAACAUAUUGUGUUCAAGUCCCCUGUUCCAUGACUUGGUGGGUCAGGGUCUCCUGAUUAUACAGUUACAGUACAUAUAUAUUUAAAAAGUAUAUAUAUAUAUUUUUGUUUUAAAUAUAUCUAUCUAACAUAUAAAGAUAAUUAAAUUCUAUGGGAAAGGAGCAUGCACUUAUUUAAAAAAUGUUUUAGGAUAUCGCCCCUUAUAUUACCAAAGGCAAAAGUGAAAUCCAUGCAUUCAGAAAAACUAAAUAGGUGGCAUAAGAUGUAGCAAGACUAAACAAUUAUCCAGUAGUCUGGGCCAUAGAAGCCCAGAUAAAAAAAUUUUGGGGGAAAACAUGGCUAUAUUUGCUCUCCAUUUUGACUCUGAAAAUAGUAAAAUUAAUACCUCAUAAGACGCAAUCAGAUUUUGUUUUGCUUUUGAUUUGUAGGUCUUUAUUUUUUAAAUAUUUUUUUUAGGACUUUAUUUUCUAGUGUUAUGUUGAUGUAAUGCUGCAAUAGCUUUUGCUGCUGAAUAGUACUUUAUUCAGGCUAGGGUGUUAUAACAACUAUGAUGUCACCUGGUGUUAAGGAUGAUGACAGGCUAUCAUAGGGAGAGGGGCGUCCCUUAUGAUGCCUAGUAUGAUGUGGGGUAAAGGA
Molecule: messenger RNA, 3165 nt
Organism: Salvelinus fontinalis (brook trout)
Lineage: Eukaryota; Metazoa; Chordata; Actinopteri; Salmoniformes; Salmonidae
Product: cytoplasmic polyadenylation element-binding protein 3-like
Exons: 11
Coding region: 243-2216 (657 amino acids)
Biological process (GO): negative regulation of cytoplasmic translation
Cellular component (GO): neuron projection; synapse; nucleus
Molecular function (GO): mRNA 3'-UTR binding; mRNA regulatory element binding translation repressor activity; ribosome binding
Source: RefSeq, a predicted model, not a curated record